GUGUUGAAAAAUGAAACAAAACAUUUCUUUGUGGACGCUGAUAAUCGCUGCAAUAUUUGGAGUUGUACAGUCUAUUAGAGAGAUUCCAUACAUUUCUGUGGACUCCAAACAAAGCAACGAAGAGCAGUUUCAAUACAAAGUUGUCGUACCACCUAUUCAAACAACAGAGGUUAACAGAUACAUUUGCUAUUCAAAAUCAUUGGAAGAGAUAGGCGAGAGUUAUAUAACAAAGUUGUUAACUGAACCUGAUCCAAUCGUUAAACCACAUCAUAUCGACUCCGGUCUGUGCGUAGAACCACUACAUGAGGAUGCCACAUGGGAUUGUCAAAGAGGACUAGCAUGUAAAGGUGAUGCUGUUGAGUUUAGUGUUACAGACAAUUUCCAGUCUAAUGAUAAACCACUCUACGUUCUUCCCAAAGAUGUAUCAUCAAAGGUUGGUGGAAAUGGAAAGAAAUAUUUCUUAAUUGUUCAAAUGCAUCUCUACACACCAUUAACAGAACCUGCAUCGCCGGCUAAUAUAACUUUAACUUUUACGAAACGACCAACAAAGUAUAAUUACCAGAAAUUCCUACUUUGCAAUAGCGGUUUUAUUCCUGCCAAUAAACCAAAUGGUUUCUUCACACAUGUUGGUUGCGAAUGGAAAAGACCUAAAGUGAUUGCCUUUCAUUAUUAUGCCCAUACACAUGUACAUGGUAUUUUUGCUGAAGGAUUUCUUAUUCGAAAUAACAGUUGGAUAUACCUUGGUGGUCAGAAAACAAGGGAAAGGCAAAAGGUAUGGUAUGAUAUCGUAAACGGACCGAUAGAAAUACGACCUGGUGACGUUUUAGCUUCACGUUGUCUGUUUAUCAAUAACGAAGGGAAAACGAUCGAUCUUAAGUCAGAAGAUACCUGUAUAUUCCAGCUGAGUAUUGCAUAUGACAUACAAUACCAGUAGUAUUUUGCCCGUCCACCUGGCUGCAUUUCGAACUCACCGGAUUUCACCUUCUGCAGUAACGACAAGACAGCAGCUCUUUGUGAUAGAUAAAUUAUUAUGAUCGGCGUAACUUUGAUAUGCUAUUAUUUUUUGAUAACAUGUUAACAUAAUCGAACAUUAUCAGUGAAGCUUCUCAGUAGUGGACUUAUACUUUUGACUUUAAUCUUUAACGUCAUAUUUAAUGUGACUAGCUGGAAAAUACAGGAUUCCCAAUUAUAUGCAUCCUACUUUUUUUUCUAAUAACUGAACAAAUAAUCUCUCAAAAGUUUUUUUUUUCUUUCUUUUUAUUGAAUAAAUGCUUUUUAACGCAUGUAAUUUAUUACGUGUUGUUUUCCUUUUUAUAUCCGAAUAUAUACCUCUUUUGGUGACUUUCAGUACUUGAGGAUAGUCAUUAACUCGGUGCCUAACAAACCUUUCUAACCUUAACCGUAAAUAAGACAGACACUGUUGACCUUUGCGGUAUUUGGCUAUAUCUUUGGGUUCUUUAAAUUGUAUAUAGCUUUUUAACUGUUAUAUGAGUGUACUUACUUACCUUUCAAAUAUUUUCGUUUGAGCGUUCCCGAUGAAAACAAAUCAAGAAAGGCGUUUUGAAAUCAGGAUAUUUAUUCACUUUUUUAUCAGCUCUAACACGUUUGUUUUAGAUUUUGGAAUUUCAAAUAUUUGUCAGUGAGCAUCACUUAAACGACAUACAUUAUUAGAAUACGCAUCAGUGGUAGUAAAAGUAGUACCAUUUAUAUCAUUACUAUCACAAACUUUAUAUAUACUGAGCCAAAAAAGUUUAGCAACACUUUUUUUUCAAUUUUUCUUUUGUUGUUUCUGCAAUUCUUUUUUAAACAUCAUUGAUAUAAUCCUUAUCUUUACCUGUAAUUUUUAACAGUCUUACUUUUUUCUGGAUGAUUGAUUUCGCGCCAUUUAAGCUUUCCAUGUUAAAUUGAUGUUUUACCUUCUGUACCUGUACUUUUAAAACAAAAUUUUUUUUUCUCUUACGUUCAAAAACACACCAUUGGUAAGACAAACACAAAAACGUUUGAAAAAAUGCAUGGGCCGUCAACCUGGCCUUCCCGAAAAUGACCAUCCGAAGGCUAUUGGAAUGGUUGAUGCCAGAAUGAGUGUUUCUGAUGUCAUGGCUUGAUAAAAUGUGCAUAAGUCAACAGUUUAGAGACUAACAAACAGAUAUCGAUAAAUUGCAACUGCACGGGAUAGGUCGAUAUGUCGUAGACCAUGAAAAACUAUCGUCAAGGGAGGAGCGCUACUUUCCAUUUGCAUCAACACGUGAUAAGUUUUUUCCGGCCACAAGAGUAGUGCAUUGACUAAGGACAGCUGCUGGAGUGUCUGGCAAUCCUUCAUUGAUGCACUUAGGGCAUGACCGAGAAAUUGAUUUUGAAUAACACUUUACUCAUUUUCGCAUUUUGACCCUCCCGCGCUCCAUACAAAGAAAAUCCGAAUGAAUGUGAGUGAUAAACAUUCAUGUUGCUUCUGACAUGUCAUAAUUUAUUUUUUUUAUUAUUAAAAUCAUAUAUUGUUACAAUUUUGUAAUAAAAUAAAACUUCAUA
Messenger RNA from Mytilus trossulus (common blue mussel), 2526 nucleotides. Its product is annotated as peptidyl-glycine alpha-amidating monooxygenase B-like. The record is from RefSeq and is a predicted model, not a curated record. Gene Ontology annotation, molecular function: copper ion binding; oxidoreductase activity, acting on paired donors, with incorporation or reduction of molecular oxygen, reduced ascorbate as one donor, and incorporation of one atom of oxygen. The coding region runs from base 11 to 934 and encodes 307 amino acids. The transcript is spliced from 13 exons. Lineage: Eukaryota; Metazoa; Mollusca; Bivalvia; Mytilida; Mytilidae.